AUGGACACAACUCCCGUUGUAGAGAAAUCGAUCGUUAUCUCCCACAAUGGCGGGCGUGGCCGUGGUAGAGGGCGAGGACGUGGGCUUGGAAGCGGUAGAGGUGGAUACUCUGGCGACUCGCGUCGACAAUCCGAUGAGCCAGAAGCUCCCAGGGUACUCCAUCCUCUCCAAAACCACCUCCGAAAACCCUUCUUCGAUACGCGUCGCGAUUGGGGGGAGCAAUGGCAGGAGUGGGAUGUUUUGUUUUAUGAAGAAAGAGAACGACUGAGAAAGGAAUGGCUGAAGGAACAGCGGGACUCGAGACUGGAGAGCGAGGGAUUAGUCGUUCGCGAUGAAGAUCGUGCCGAAUUGACAGAAACUUCCAACAAGGGCACUGCGUCAAGCGUAACGUCGAUUCCAGUGGAAGGAGACGCGAGCGAUGCCCCGUCUCGUCCUCACCGCGUUGCAUUGGACGUAUACCAAACACAGAAGACUCCUUUCUUUGAUCUUCUGCACUUUGCAGCGUCCGACUUCAAAAGGAAUCGACCAUGGCCACCGAUCAAUCCCAAUCUCAAAUACGCCGAUCCAGAAGGAGCUGAGGACAAAGUUCUGCUUGGUUGGAUCUGGGACCAGUUCCGCCUUUACUUUGCGCUACUGGGUUCAACUCCCGUUUGGAAUUGGAUUGAACCCGGUUCCGAAAGUACCGAGGAUGUGCAGGAUCGUACUCAAGAGCCCUCUCGCUGGGGAGGCAUUUCCGACGAUGAAGAUGAAGUCAAAGUGUUGCCGGACGUUAAUAACAAGCCACUCCAGCCCCGUCGUCCCUACGCCCUUCUCAACUAUGUGCCGUUCACGAUCACCGAGCAGGCUCAGCUCGACGCCCUUCUUGCCCUUUCGCGUUUUCAAAAGGCCUGUCGCUUGUUCCGAAGCGUCUUUGACAUCGAGAAGAGCGUGAAAAUAUUUCUUAGCUCAUAUGCGUACGAAAAUGAGUUGGCGGCGUCGCGGUGUGUUGUCGGGAAUGGGAAGAUUGGGAAAGUGGUCAAGAGCUGGUUGAGGUUUCUGCUAGAAGGUGCUGGGGUUACAGACGAAGCCACGGAAGAAGGGCAGGCGGACCUACCAACAAUCGUCACGGACGAGCAGCGCGUACCCAUCCCAACUAUCCCGCCCAUCUUGGACGACCUGACAAUGCUCAAGAGCCUCAAUAGUCAGCGAUUACUCGACACGUUCCACGCCUUGGUUGCUGAAAUGAAGGCUGUUCCCGGUCAGAUCACACCGGAGGACUCUUCACAGCCGCCCUAUGUCGUCCUACCCCUCAGGUCGGCUGUUCGUCGUGCGAUUGACGUGGCUGAUCAGUCUGUGUUCGAACUUGUGGUACCGCACGCAGCCAAAACGGUGUUCCCGGGUAAACUGGGUGGGUGGUGCGCUGAGAAGUGGGGUUUGGCGAAAUGGAACGAGAGGCAAGACGAGCUUGGAGAUGGGGAGUUGGCAACGAAGGAAUCCCUCGACUUUCGGCAGGAGGGGUUGGAGGAAGGGUCAACGUGUCAUGCGGUCUACUUUGGACCUAUUCCACCUCCCGGUUUCGAAGUGAACCAACACAAUAUCACUGUCAAGAUUGUGAAAGAGGAUGAUGAUCUUCCGAACGAAGCUGACCUGGUUGAAGAGGUCUUCGACCGAGAAACAGACAGCAAUGAAUCAGUUCGCUCGGUCGUUUCAGCCCAGUCAUCCGACUCCGACCGCCCUUCUGAAGACAUCACGUCGUCCCCACCCACAUCCGUGAGCCUCACAUCGCCUGGCGCGGAGGAAUGGCUCUCAACACCCUACUCCAUCCCUGAUGAGGUCGAAGGAUUGUUGUCGCGCGAUGGAGGGGGCGUAAGAGUGAAACAGAGAAACGCCAGGAGGAUUGCGAAGAUCGAGCGAGGCGACUAUCGACACCAGAUGCCGGACGGUUCAGGAACUGCGAGGGACGUGUUGGUAGGUCGAUACGCACGCAUCGUCCUUGAGCCAUGGUUGGACUGGAAGCACAACUCCUUCCAAGACAUCGUGGGCGGUGGACGGUUGGAGGUGGACGGAAUUGAAGUUGAAGAACUUGGAGAAGUUGAUCUGAGGUUGGAGGAUAUCGUGAUCCUUGUCGAGGAGAAUGUUUUGGACGUGUCUGGUCUUCGAGAGGGGAUGGGGAUGAUGGGAACGUGGGGCAAGCUUGAAGUUGAGUUGGGCGACACUUCGGGUGGAAAACAAGAUAACGAAGUGGCCCAGCCCCUCCACUUUUGGUACGUUGAGCGGCUGGAUAUGGCUACUCCCAGUUACUGGGUGAACAAUGAUCGAAACGACGAUGAUGUUUGA
This is a messenger RNA of Coprinopsis cinerea okayama7#130, 2316 nucleotides long. RefSeq lists its product as hypothetical. The transcript is spliced from 2 exons. Bases 1 to 2316 code for a protein of 771 amino acids. The record is from RefSeq and is a predicted model, not a curated record. NCBI's taxonomy places the organism in Eukaryota, Fungi, Basidiomycota, Agaricomycetes, Agaricales, Psathyrellaceae.